Brassica oleracea var. oleracea is the source of this 1270-nucleotide messenger RNA. Its product is annotated as ran-binding protein 9-like. The transcript is spliced from 5 exons. Gene Ontology annotation, cellular component: cytoplasm. Bases 100 to 1023 code for a protein of 307 amino acids. Gene Ontology annotation, biological process: cell surface receptor signaling pathway; cytoskeleton organization. Gene Ontology annotation, molecular function: protein binding. The record is from RefSeq and is a predicted model, not a curated record. Lineage: Eukaryota; Viridiplantae; Streptophyta; Magnoliopsida; Brassicales; Brassicaceae.
GCAACCACAAAGCCUCAACAGCCCAAACAACAAUCAGACCCUUUGUUGCCUCCGAUACAAGCUUUCUCUCUUGGAUAUAUUCUUAUUUUCCCGGCGAAAAUGGCGAAUUAUUUCUCGGAGGUUUCUGGAAAAAGAGGAACGCCGGAGGAAGAGGAAGCAAGAUAUCCGAGGGCGAUGGAUAAGAGCAACUUCGAAGAUCCUUUCACCGAUCUCUCAGAUGACAAUCUCACUGUCAAGUACACAUACGGUGGCAGUUCUUCUAGCAUGGAGGGCAUGGUUCAGCCCCGAAUUCAGGCGCCGAUCAAGUGCAUCGCUUACUACUUCGAGAUUCUUGUGACUAACGCUGGGUCUGAGGGGCGAAUCGCUACUGGUUUCUCCACGGCGAGUUGGAUUGACAGUCUAGGAUCAUCGGACUUCAAGAAAUGCUAUUAUCAUGGUGACACUGGCCUCAUUCACUGUCUCCAAGGAAAGGGUUUGACUAUAACUGCUGCCAACAAAACUACUGCAAGCACGUAUACAACCGGUGAUAUAGUGGGUUGCGGUAUAGACUAUGUUUCACAGGAAUUUUUUUUCACCAAAAAUGGAUCUUUGGUAGGGACAAGCCCCAAGGUCUUCAAUGGUGUUCUGUACCCAACAGUGGCUCUACACAGCAAAAACGAGGAAGUCACUGUGAAUUUCCAACCCCAAACGUUUCGUUUUGAUCUUGUGGGACACAAAACAUUUAUCAAGGGAAAGCUCAGCGUGGAGAUUGAGAAGAUAUCUAUCUCUCCAAGCGUAACUCUAGACCUGGUGAAGAGCUACUUGGCUCGGUAUGGGUAUCAGAAUACCCUCCAUGCCCUGGGCGGUCCAGACAACACUGACUCUUCGGAUUCAGAUCCAGAUAACAACUCUUCGGAUUCAGAGAACCACUCUUCGGAUUCAGAUCCAGAUACAGAUCCAGACAACCACCCUCCACAUCCGCCUUCUGGUCUUGAGGUAGUUCUCAGACAGCUUAGGGCUUCCUCUUACUUCUGCCGUCGAUGAAUCUAUUCUGCCUUCACCAGUUGCUUAUAGCCUAACCAUAUCGGCAUCUUUUUGAACAAACACUCAUAAACGUUCCACGGUUCCUUUCAGACUUUUUCGUCGUUUAAUUUCUUUUAGAAAAAUUCUCUUCUUUUUCUUUUUGGCUAUUGUGGAUAAAAGAAAAUAUUUGAUUUCGUAACAAUAGGGGGAAAACUUCAAAUGUCUUUUUCAAUCUCGCAAACAAUAUUGAUACAUCUAUUCUUCUCUA